AUGGUCAAGCGUGAGUCGGUUGAGGGUGUUAGUGGACGGUUGAGUAUUACGCUUGACAAGGAAAGUUUUGCUCCCGGUGACGUCAUUCGUGGUGUCGUGAAACUUUGCAUGCUCGAGGUGGUCGAGACAAAAGAACCUUUGGUGGUGGAUUUUCAGGGAAGAGAAGCGGUUUCAUGGGACGAAGGAGGUUACAGCCCCGUCACUUAUGCUUUUGACAGAAUCUUUCUACAGCACAAGAUUCAAUUGACGCCGUCAACAUUGUACGAUGUCGGUGAACGGGAAUACCGUUUCGAGUUUCAAUUACCAAUGGAUCUUCCUUCGAGCUUUGAACUACACGAUGUCUAUUGUGAAACAGCAGAUCGUCUACAAAUUCGGAUCAAGUACCAGACAAGUGUGUGGCUCCGAAUGGACAGUGACUUGGUUGCGUACUUGAAUGCAGAGCAGGAGUUUACGGUACACGCUCCACCGAAAAUCAUCCCACCAGCAAGAGCUCUCGAGGUUUAUGCGUCGGAGGCGGUAUACUGGCUGUGCUGCAUCAAGCGUGGCAAUUUACAGAUGAUGGUCGAGGUUCCGAAAGAUAUGUAUCCUUCAGGUACAGUGAUCUCGCUUCAAUGUCGUGUGGAUGGAUCUGCCUGUAAGGCAACUGUAGACUCGAUCUCGGUGGAAUUGAUUGAAGACGUAAUGUUGCAAAACCUGGGUGGCCAACCCGAUCGGAUUGUCUCGCGUGUGCUAUCAACGCAACAAGUUGCUGGCCUAAGUCGUGGCCACACAAAAGACCAAGUAGUGCAUGUUAGACUGGUUGAAAACGAAAAGGAUCGUCUGGUAAACCCGGACGUGGUCACCCAUUUUGUUCGGUGCACUCAUCGACUGGUUAUUCGGUGUAAGCCGUGUAUGGCGCAGAGUAUUGUAAGUGAGCUACCAGUCCGAGUGCUGCACCACCACACGUUCUAUAGUGCAAGAGCUGGAGUAACCUCCGUAGAGAAGAUGAAACCCAAGGAUGAAAGUUUUAUUCAGUGUGGCUAG
Molecule: messenger RNA, 1023 nt
Organism: Peronospora farinosa
Lineage: Eukaryota; Oomycota; Peronosporomycetes; Peronosporales; Peronosporaceae
Source: the annotation of a GenBank genome assembly